Molecule: messenger RNA, 309 nt
Organism: Arctia plantaginis
Lineage: Eukaryota; Metazoa; Arthropoda; Insecta; Lepidoptera; Erebidae
Source: the annotation of a GenBank genome assembly
AUGGCCUGGGGCCUAGAGCGGCUAGGACUGCAAAUCCGCCACUGGGUUAAAGUGAGUGCUGAACAGAACGGUCGUAUAGAAUAUAAAUACGAUUUGGAUGAGGGCCCAUGUACAAUAAUUGUUGUAAGAACUGGUAGGCGAAAUCAGCAACCCUUGGAGAACGAAUUUGAACUGAAAAAGGCUUAUAAUGGACCCUUGCCCAUUCGCAAAGACAAAUACAAAGAUUUGACAGACUUGCAAACCUGGGAUCAUUCCUUAUCUUACACUGAUUCUACUAAUUUGAUUGACCAAGAAUGUAUCGAAGAUUAA